Lathyrus sativus (Indian pea) is the source of this 1107-nucleotide messenger RNA. NCBI's taxonomy places the organism in Eukaryota, Viridiplantae, Streptophyta, Magnoliopsida, Fabales, Fabaceae. The record is from the annotation of a GenBank genome assembly.
AUGAAGAACUACAAACAAGUCCAUAAUCUCAAAGAACCAGUAGUGUUGAUGGAUUCAAACAAAGUUCAAAUCAAAAUGCCGGUUGUUUACACUCCUCCUCCGUUGAAGCGUUGGUUCCCGGUGCUGAUUCCGAUGAUUCUGGUGGUAAAUUUGAUCUUGUUUUUGGUGACAAUGUAUGUCAACAAUUGUCCAGAGCUUUCCAUUCCUCCCACUUCAUGUUUUGCUCCGUUUCUUGGUCGAUUCUCGUUUCAGCCACUCCAACAGAACCCUCUCAUUGGUCCUUCUUAUUAUCCGUUAAUCAAGAUGGGUGCUUUACAUGUGGACAAACUGGUUCAUAUGCACCAGGUUUGGCGCCUAUUCACAUCUAUAUGGUUGCAGCGAGGGGUUAUGGAUUUGCUUCUCAACAUGUUGGUUCUUUUAGCCAUUGGAAUCCCUAUGGAGAAGAAGUUUGGAUUUGUUCGAAUUGGAUUGGUGUAUGUGAUAUCUGGUUUGGGAGGAAAUUUGCUGUGCGUUUUAUUCCUUCAAUCGAUCAUCUAUGUUGGCGCAUCUGGUGCAAUAUUGGGCUUGCUAGGAGGAAUGCUAUUAGAGCUUUUAACAAAUUGGAAAGUAGAUACUCAUAAGUUUGUUAAGAUGGUGAUUAUUACUGUGACCAUUACCAUCUACUUAGUUCUUGGAACUUUUUCAUAUGGAGAUAAUUUUAAUCACAUUGGAGGAUUUACAUCAGGAUUUCUUCUUGGAUUUGUCAUUCUGAUUCGCCCUCAGUAUAAUGGGCUUAAUCGAGCCAUGUCUAAUUCUUCCCCGAAGCAAGAAUCUUAUCAAUAUGCCCUUCGAAUUAUCUCUUUCGUGCUACUAAGUGUUGGAUUGGUCGGCGGCCUUGUCUUGUUUCUUAAAGGGGUGAACUUGAAUGAUUACUGCUCUUGGUGCCACUAUCUAACUUGUGCCCCUCCCAGCUGUAAACCAGGUCACAUUUCAUGUGAGGAUGACCUGAUCGGAAAUCAACUUCAGGUGACAUGCUUGAACAAUGGGAGAAGUGGCAUUUUCCCUCUGUCGAAUAGUAGCCCUUACGAGCAGGUUGAAGAGCUAUGUUUUCGCCUUUGCGGUAAAUAG